Sphenostylis stenocarpa is the source of this 930-nucleotide messenger RNA. Lineage: Eukaryota; Viridiplantae; Streptophyta; Magnoliopsida; Fabales; Fabaceae. The record is from the annotation of a GenBank genome assembly.
AUGGUGGUAGUUAUCGUUGAGGGCCCCAGAACCUCUUCGUUCACGUCUUCCACAACCGACAAGAAAGUGUUUCGUACUUGCAAGUCGAAUUGGCACCGAGUGAAGAGCUUCAAAGUUCAAAGGAAAACUAUGAGCAAUCUGAGAACCUUGUGUAGACCUCAGACGGUGUUCUCGUUCAUUAUUUGCAGACACCAAUUUCGACCUAGGGUUUCGUUUUCAAACCCUAAUUGCAAGCCCCGUUUGCUGUCGCCGUUUCUGUACUCUACAAUCGGUUCUUGGGGUUCGAAAUGGUUUCGCGUGAAUCAGAGGAGAACCGUGGCUAAGGCAUCGAAUUGGGCUGAACAAAAAUCCCCUUAUGAAACUCUCGAAUUGGAAGGAGAUACUGAUGAGGAGCAGAUAAAAAAUGCUUACAGACGCUUGGCAAAAUUUUAUCAUCCAGAUGUCUAUGAUGGCAGAGGAAACCUUGAAGAAGGUGAAACAGCAGAAGCUAGAUUCAUCAAGAUUCAAGCAGCUUAUGAAUUGCUUAUAGAUGGGGAUAGGCGAAGAGAGUAUGAUUUCGAUAACCGGGUCAACCCUAUGAAGGCAUCUCAGGCAUGGGUGGAAUGGCUUAUUAAAAAGCGAAAAGCUUUCGAUCAGCGGGGUGAUAUGGCAAUUGCUGCUUGGGCUGAACAGCAACAGCGCGAGUUAAAUCUUCGUGUGCGUCAACUUUCUCGUUCAAAGAUUGAUCCAGAUGAAGCAAGGAGGAUUCUGGCGAGAGAAAAGAAGGCUUCGGCUGAAUAUUACUCGAAUACCCUUAAAAGACACACACUUGUACUGAAGAAAAGAGAUUUGAUGCGAAGAAAGGCGGAGGAAGAAAAGAAGACUAUCAGCCGGCUCUUGGCAGCAGAAGGUCUUGAACUUGAUGAUUCAGAUGGUGAUGAGUCACGCUAG